AUGUCUUGGUCUCAAGUUUCCGAGAACCGGUGGAAACGCCCUGGCAACGGCCUAGAGGGGUUCUUCCAUGUCAUGGAGAGCACUUCAAGCUCUCACUGUGAAGGCCGUCAGCACUUUACUAUUUUCUCCCGUCUGAAGAUUGACAUACAAAGUCUGGCUACCGACUUGGAGGUGCAAGAUAAGCUGCGAUAUGCGUGGAAGCAAUUACGCUAUGAGCAGCCACAGAUUGCAGUCACCACGGAAGGCUUUGACAAGAUCUAUGAGGUCCCUGAUGAAGCUGGUAUCGAAUCGUGGUUGGAUAGGACAUUCAUUGUGUCCGAUGUGAUUGAUGGCGAUGUUAUUGGAAAUGAGGGAGCCACUAUUAAGCAGGCCACCCUCUACUAUCUCCCAGAGGCUUCACAGCUUGUUCUUCGCGCUGCCCAUUCUAUUAUUGAUGGCGUUGGUACAAUCCUUCUGUGGGAUUCCUACCUCACUGCUCUGUUCAAUCCAAACCCCAACCUGAAGUUUGGCUCUGGAGAAGAAUGUCUCCGCUUGCCGCCUUCCUUGGAUGUGGCAUUGGGACAUCCCGAGACUCUACCAGAGGAGACUGUAGCCAAGGGAAUGGAGUUAUUUGGCGAGGCAGUGAGCCUCAUGCCAGGUGUUGGGCCUGUGAAUAAAGUCGGUACUGUUCCUUCUGGGCCAUCACAAAGGCGUGAAUCUGAAUACUCCAAAAAAACAACAAAAGCUAUUGUGGAGGCCUGCAAACAGAAUGGGUACAGUGUUACCGCAGCUAUACACGCCGCCUUCGUCUUGACAAUAGUCAAACAUGCCGAUCCUGCCCAACUCUCUGACCCGAAAAGCUCCAAGUAUGUUACUGUGAACAGUUUCAACUUGCGUUCCCACCUCCCGGAGUCAUAUAGCCAGUUUGCAGCAGCUGUCUAUUACACCACUUGGCCUUUGAUCGUUGACAGACCGGACAAGUUCAAAUUUGAGGAGCUUGUACGUCUCAUUGAUGAGAAAUACAAGACCUCUUUCAAUGACAAUCCAGAAAAUAUUGCUCUAUGUGGCGCUGUUAAUAAUGCUCUCUGUGACAUUGUCAAGACUCCAGAGUUCUGGGCUGCGCCUCCUUCCCGUGAUGCCCUAGUUAGCAGCCUUGGUAUUGUUGAGCGCUAUUUACAGCAAUCUUAUACUCCUGCUGAUGAAGCCUCUCCGGAUAACAAGAACGGCAUUACCAAGGUCACUGUUGAAGACUUCAAGUUUGGCACUGAGACCAUCCUCGGGCAAAGUAUGCUCUUCCUCUAUACUUUCCGUGACCGGCUGCGAGUGGUUUUCGGCUUCAAUGAAGCUUAUGAAGACGAAUCACACGUUCAGACCUAUCUAGAAGAUAUGCAAAGCAUUCUCUUGGAGGGGCUUCAAGUUGUGGCUUAG
Messenger RNA from Penicillium malachiteum, 1407 nucleotides. RefSeq lists its product as uncharacterized. NCBI's taxonomy places the organism in Eukaryota, Fungi, Ascomycota, Eurotiomycetes, Eurotiales, Aspergillaceae. The record is from RefSeq and is a predicted model, not a curated record. The transcript has a single exon. Bases 1 to 1407 code for a protein of 468 amino acids.